Molecule: messenger RNA, 828 nt
Organism: Colletotrichum chrysophilum
Lineage: Eukaryota; Fungi; Ascomycota; Sordariomycetes; Glomerellales; Glomerellaceae
Exons: 3
Coding region: 1-828 (275 amino acids)
Source: RefSeq, a predicted model, not a curated record
AUGACCCCGACCAAGGCAGCCGAAGAAGUAACACGGAGUCUCGUUGAACGUGUCUCAUCAGGAAUCUCGGCAUUGCCCCGCCCUGCCGAGCCUCAGAUGCAGCGCCGUGCCGACCAAGUCCGCAGCCACUUGGCGAUCCCGAACUACCGCGCCGAAAUCGCCAUGCAACAACGCGCUUCUGAUAUUCGGGAAAAUAUGGAACUUCCCCGUCUGAAGCGUUCCUACGAUCAGAUGAGCCAUUCGAGCCCCGAGCCCGUCUCCCCGGGUCCUGCCUUCCCGAGCGACCCUCUUGAUCUGAACUUGGACGGCGCGUCUAUGGCGUCCUACAUGUCCCAGAUGGAAUACUUUCAAUCCGAUGGUGGCCGCCCUCUCGUCCAACAUGCCCCGCAUGCAACUUCAUACGCUCCUGGCGCUAUGAUGAGUAGCAGCCCGAUCCGAGAGACAAAGCUGGCCGAUCCCUUCAAGCCCACCAAGGAGUCCGACGCUCAACUGCAGAUGAUGAUGUUGCACCCCCAGCCCAUUAGCGAGCAUCAGAGCAUGGUUGGUCGCCAGGUCGAGAAAGCGCGCGAGCUCGCAAAGGACAAGCACAAGGGCCCCUUCCAGGUCGGCCGCCACUUCUGCCUGAUCGAUCCUUAUAAUGGCGAGCCCGUUCAGAUUGCCGUAAUGAAAGCUGACGGUAUGGGCAAUGUCAUCUACAAGGACAAGUUCGGAAGGGACGUCUCCAAGAUCUCGCCUUCAGGCAUCGGAGAGCCGAUGCCGGGUAAGAGAGGAGAGUUCCUUGGCUUUAAGGAAGAUUUUGGAGCCUCACACCUUUUCGGCCCCGGAUAG